UCUGGUUUUUCCACAAAUGAAUGUUAAAACACAGGCACAGACACACACACCUGCUCAUUCGCACCUGUAGAAGUGAGAAGUGUGGACACACAGACAAACAGACACCAUGGCGAGUGCUGGGGUGCUGCCGAGUGGACUAUCGAUUUGCUGCUCCAUCCCUGAUAUUCUCUUCCUACCUGAACUUGUGUUUGGAGGCUUGGUGUGGAUUUUAGUCGCAUGUACCUACAUCAUUCCCCAUAACCCGCAGGCGUACGUCAUGGCUGUGUCACUAUUCUGUUUCUGCAUCACCUUCAUCUGGAUGGUCAUAUUCCUGUGUGGAGCUCAUAACAACCGAUCCUCCUGGGCUGCUGCUGAUGUGCUGUAUCACAUUUUAGCUGCGAUGCUGUAUCUCAGUGCUUCAGUGUUACUCGCAUGGGUCACCAUCAACUUUGGAAAUGAAUACCAAAAUAAUUCAACAGCGAGAGCACUUAAAGACUACAGACUGGACAUCUCUGCUGUGGUGUUCUCCUACAUAGCCACAGUGCUGUACACCAUACACAUCAUCUUUUCUGGCAUCCGCUGGAAAAUGUUUUAAACGAAUGUUUCAAACAGUCGUGUGUGUGAGUGUGUGUGUGUGUGUGUGUGUGUGAGUGAGUGGGGGGAUAUCAGCCUGUCAGACGUUAGUUACUGUAAUAAUUGUGUAAUAACGUAUUCUCUCUCCUCCUGUACUGGAGAAAGCCGAUUUUCUGGUCUUUACUCUGAGGGUUUAAUGCUGUCACUCUGUAGCUCAGUGUGUGUUUAUAAUCUUUUAAAUGAACAACAUUUCACACGAAGAAGAAAAUAAAUCUUUCAAAACCAGUGUGUCAUUUAUUUCAUAUCUAUUAAAAACUGUUUGUUUAAGUGAGUUGUACCUUGAUAACAUCAUCAGAAUGUGAGAGAUGUUAUCCUGUCCGUUACUGAGUGAGUGUGAAGUGGGAGUCGACCUACAGACUGAGGGAUUUCUGCAGCUCCCAGUUGGAGUAUUACAGGAUUUUAAUAAAAAAUAAACUUUAAUAAAGAUGAAUAAAUCCUC
Messenger RNA from Neoarius graeffei (lesser salmon catfish), 1051 nucleotides. Its product is annotated as myelin and lymphocyte protein-like. Gene Ontology annotation, molecular function: structural constituent of myelin sheath. NCBI's taxonomy places the organism in Eukaryota, Metazoa, Chordata, Actinopteri, Siluriformes, Ariidae. The transcript has 4 exons. The record is from RefSeq and is a predicted model, not a curated record. Gene Ontology annotation, biological process: myelination. Gene Ontology annotation, cellular component: membrane. Bases 107 to 574 code for a protein of 155 amino acids.